AUGGUGUCAGCAGUGACUCCCUUCUGGCUCCAGUGGCCACCAAGUGUGCACCAUGAGGGUGGUUCUGGUAUUACAUGGGUCUGGUUUGUGGAACAUGGCGAUUGUUACCUGAGCUCCUCCAAGGAGCUGCCCCUGCUCUGCCUUUCAGGAGGGGUGGGGCUGGCUCUUGUGUCCUUGUUUGAGGUCUGGGUCCCCAAGACAACAGUGGCUCCUUGUGUACCCUGCCUGCACAGGCCAACAGCUAUUACCCUGGAGGACACCCCUUUGCCGGACAGAGGCCCCAGCCUUCUGCCUGACACAGCUGCCUCCUUCCGGCCACUGCCCACCUACUUUGACCUGGUCUCCAAGGACAGCCACAGGCACGGGGCCCAAGGCCAAGCCUGUAGGUGGAGGCUGCUGGUAGUCAUGUCAGUUUGGGUCCCUGUUAUAAGAAUCGGGGGCCUGUACCCCGAGAGCCAGCUCCCAAGGCACCUUCUUGCAGAGCUGGCUGGCAGUACCUUGUCCAGGGUGUCGCCCCCCUCCCAGCCGAGCACUGUUACCUUGGAGGACCUGGAGCUUCUCCUGGCAGAAGCCCUGACCAGUCCUGAGCCCUUGAGUCCAGAGGAGACUCCAGAGAGGUACGAGUGUAGCCGCUGGGCACCCAGCUCCUCUGUUCCCAAGCAGGACGCUUCCAAGUGCAAAGAGCAGCUGGAGCAGUGUGUGGCCGACCUGAAGACGGAUGUGGCAUGCCUGCGAGGACACAAAGAACGCUGCGAGCAUAUCACACUGGGUCUGCUUCGGGAGCUGCUGCAGGUGCGCACCCGUGUGCAGCUGCAGACCUCCAAGAUGCAGCAGCUGCAACAGGAAGUGCAGCAGGUGGCCCGGGCCCCUGAGAAGGAAGCAGUGGAGUUCCCUGGGUCCCAGGAGAGCCAGGUUCAGGUCCUGGAUAAAAGGCUGGUGGAGGUCCGGGAAGCCUUGACGCAGAUCCGGAGGACCCAGGCUCUGCAGAACUCAGAGAGGAAGGGCUCAGAGCAUGAGAUGAACCUCAGACUGACCCAGCUAACUGGCUUGCUGAGGCAAGAGGAGCAGGGCCGAGCAGCGGCCUGUGGGGCUCUGAAGAAGAGUCAGGAGGACACCAGCCAGAAGGUGGACCGUGAGGUGGCCAAGCUUCAGGUCCUGGUGACCAAGCUUGGUGAGGAGAUGAGCCUCCGCUUCCUGAAGAGGGAGGCCAAGCUGUGUGGCUUUCUGCAGAAGAGUUUCCUGGCCCUGGAGCAGAGAAUGAAGGCUUUGGAGAGCAUGAGGCUGAAGGCGGAGAGCAGCCUGCGAGAGGAGCUGGAGGUCCGCUGGCAGAAGCUUCUGAAGCUGACUGAGCAGCACAUGAAGACAGUACGGGCCCAGCGUGAGGAGGAAGAAGGCCACUUGCUGGGUCAGUGCCAAGGCCUGGAUGCAGCCGUGGUCCAGCUCACAACGUUUGUGCGGCAGAACCAGCUAUCCCUAAACCGUAUCCUGCUGGCAGAGCAGAAGGCCCGGGAGGCCAUGGUGAGUUUGGAGGAGAGCCAGGCUGGGGAACUGGCCUCCUACGUGCAGGAGAACCUGGAGGCCACGCAGCUGGCUGGCAAGCUGGCCCAGCAGGAGAUGCAGAGUGCACUGGAGCUGCUCCAAGAGAAGAGCCAGGCCCUGGAGGGCCUGGUAGCCGACGUGGCCCGGCAACUGAAGGACCUGAGUGACCACUGCCUGGCCUUGAGCUGGAGGCUGGACCUGCAGGAGCAGACAUGGGGCAUGAGACUAUCCCAGGCAAAGGCUGACUGGGAAUGUGCAGAGAGGAAGUCUCAGGAGGACCUGGCCAGGGGGCUGAAGGAGGUCGCAGCACAACUGCGGGCAGUACAGGAGCAGGUGGACAGAUUUCCCCAGCAGAUAGAAGACAUCUCGGAGGAGUGUGCCUCCCGCAAGAGUGAUGCCGAUCUGAAGAUCUCCGCUGAGGGCAAGGCCAGAGAGGUCGCAGUGGGCACCGUGCGGCAGGAGCUGGCGGCGCUGCAGUCGUCCGUGCAGCUGCUCAAGGAGGACCACCCUGGGCGGAGGAUUGCGGAGAUCCAGGGCAACCUGGCCACGUUUCAGAAGCAAAUGAUAAAACUGGAAGAUAGCAUCCAAGCCAACAAGACCAUCCAGAACCUAAAGUUUAAUACAGAGACCAAACUGCGCACAGAGGAGAUUGCAAGCCUGCGUGAGAGUGUGCUGCGCCUGUGGAGCGAGGAGGGGCCCUGGCCGCUGACCCUGGGCAGCAAGCGGAUGCUGAUGUCCCUGGUGAGGCAGCGGUUCUUCAUCAAAGACGUGGCCCCCGACGAGCUGGUCCCCAUGAACCGCUGGGGCGUGUACCAGGCUCUGAGGUGGCUGCAGUGGAAGGCUGUCUUUAUGAACCUGCUGGCCUGCCAAAAGCCUGUGUCCCAGCUGCCUUCUCUGUCCCCAUCCCAGAAAUAAACACACAGCACUCGUCCCUGUCAGAGCCAGUCCCCUGAUGCCUCUGGGACAGCUCCCAGCAGCUGUGGGACUGACCAGGAAUGCAGGGACCAAGGGCUGGUUCCCGGACCAUCUCCCCAGGACCUUCCUGCCCUGCCCACUCCCCAAGGGUCCAGGGCUCUGGCAGGUGUGCACAGAAGCCCCCCGGCCUGCGCCUGGCAGGACAUAGGGAAGCUCUGGACUCAGGCCACCUGGAGCAUCUCCAGCCCAAGGAAGCAGCCUCUCACCACUAAUCUGGAGAAUAAACACUG
Molecule: messenger RNA, 2744 nt
Organism: Perognathus longimembris pacificus (Pacific pocket mouse)
Lineage: Eukaryota; Metazoa; Chordata; Mammalia; Rodentia; Heteromyidae
Gene: Ccdc154
Product: coiled-coil domain containing 154
Exons: 20
Coding region: 1-2454 (817 amino acids)
Biological process (GO): bone mineralization involved in bone maturation
Source: RefSeq, a predicted model, not a curated record